Molecule: messenger RNA, 1801 nt
Organism: Strongylocentrotus purpuratus (purple sea urchin)
Lineage: Eukaryota; Metazoa; Echinodermata; Echinoidea; Camarodonta; Strongylocentrotidae
Exons: 3
Coding region: 222-665 (147 amino acids)
Source: RefSeq, a predicted model, not a curated record
ACGCCCAUCGUAAGCCCAGGGUAUGUGAGUUAAAACACCUCCCUGGUAAGCCUUCGCUUUUAUUUGCAGAGGUUAAAUUAUAUAAAGCGUAUACAAAAUACUGCAUAGGCAUUCGCAUUCGCAUCAGAGAGGAGGUUAGGCCCAAACAAAGUUGAAACUUUCGCGAGAUUGGUUUGAAGACGGUGGAUUGCUUGAAGUUGGGAUCGAGGUACAGACUGAAAAUGGCGCGAGUGGCAUUUUUUGUUGUUUUCGUGAUCGUCUGCGCAGUGUCGGUUGCGUCGUCGCCGACGGAAAGGGAGAUAUCAGAGAAACAGAUAAAGGAGAAGGGUCGCAUGCUGCUCGCUAACUUCCGCCAGAAGGCAAGAACCUUGCUAACGAUGAAAGUUGCCGAGUGGAAGACGGCUGACCAGAUUGAAACGAAUGUCGAUAUCUUGGAAAGAUUUCAACAUGUCGAGAAGGAGGCUGAAUACGAAAUCAAACAGCACAUCGUCGACGCGAUCAAUGGAAACGAACCCGUGGUCGAUCCCGACAUUCCCCCACACUCGGAGGAGAUCGCAACUUUGUUCGGGGAGGCGCUCUUCGCCACUACGUAUGCCGAACAGAGCACUAAAGAAGAUAGCAUGAUACAAAUACUCAAAGAUAUAUUAGAAAACAAACUACAUUAAUGAUUCGAUAGAACUAUAGAAUAAGUACGAAAUUAGCCAAUUCAUACAGACUAACAUUCUAUACUAUUUUAAAACUUCAAAAUCUCAAGGUAACGCAAUUUUUUUUUUUAAUUUCAUUUAUUGAUUUUAUCACGGUAAAGGUCACCGUGGAUGUUCUUCUGUAAGUCUGCCGAUUUGGUGGAUAAUAAAAUGCAAUAUCGUGUUUUCAAUGAAAAGCCAGGUCAAUGAACCUAGUCUAGCUUAUGACAGGUUGGUUAUCACUUAUGACAAGAUAUAAGCUAGAUUAAAACAACAAAUAUGAUUUUUUUUUUUAAUGGAAACCUAUAGUUUACACCAUGUCUAUACCGUAGUCAAGUUUACAACCGGUCUUUAGCACGAUUAAAUUACGGAGUCUGGUUUUAGUGUAGGCUAACUGGUGUUUUAAUAUUUAUUGUUUUAAUAUUUAUUCUGUAUAAUAUUCAUAGUAUUACAUUUGGCUAUAUACACUUCAGUGCAACCUUUAUGUUUCUAUUUUCUACGUAACACAAAGUAUUGAGAAGAAAAAAAAAACGAUCUUUUGAUUAUAAGACGAUAUAAAUGACAGAAAAUAGGACAAGUCGAAGAUUAUCAGUUUUCUUGUAUUGAUCAAUCUAUACAUACAUUUUACUAAAUAAAACACGUGCAUUUAUAUUUUGAUAAAGGUAUACCUUGGAAAUCAGACUAUAUUUCGGGUUAAUUUGAAAGUGAAAAAUUAUUCUUCUUGUCUCGGAAAAGUACUGUCCUUAUGUACGUAAACUGCGGUAUAUAGAUUUAUUUUAAUUACUUAAGUGGUUAUUGUAUAAUGGCUUGCAUUUAUGUUGAAGAUUAUCAAUGCUAUUCCGUGCUAUUCGAUUCUGAUUAAUAUGUUGUCAAGUUGUAUCAUUCUUAAUGUCCAAAUACAGAAUAUCAUGAAAGCAUUAUUUCAAGUUUCUACCGUUGUGCCCAGUCCAUAUAAACAUGUACCUAAUUUUAAAUUAAUUAUACAUCAUAAUUCUUGUCAUAUUCAGAAUGUUAGAUUCUCAAGUGUGCUAUUUAUAUUGAAGGAAACAAUAUUUUUGAACUUAUUAUUAUUAUUUUGCAUUUAUUGACAAGAAAUAAUUAAAGACGAUAUAACUUGA